CUGAUAUUAGGAUGGCGUAUUUUUUGAUGAACUAAAGUAGGGGGGAAUUGUCUGGGGCGAUUCCUCGGCGGUGAAGGGCGGCGAGUCGGCUCUUUCUUCCACCUAUUGAGAUGGGAUAUCGUGACCGUUGUUGCUCAAUCGUGUUUUCAGACGACGUUGGAUUGUUCCGUUAAUAUUAGAACGUUUUUUUAAAAAAUCCGCGAUGAAAUAAAAUUAGAAAAAAAAGGGAAGCGGAAGUGGGAGCGCCGUGACCCGGACGCAGACGGCCCCAUGCUGAUUUGCAUUUGUCCCUACAACUGAGAACUAUGGAGAAUAAAAAAGGAACUUCUGAACAGAUCCUACUAGAGCCUUACCAUUACGUGCUUCAGUUACCAGGUAAACAAGUGAGAACCAAACUUUCACAAGCCUUUAACCAUUGGUUGAAUGUCCCUGAAGAAAAAUUGCAGGUUAUCAUAGAAGUUACAGAAAUGUUGCACAGUGCCAGCUUGCUGAUUGACGAUAUUGAGGACAAUUCGAAACUGCGCCGUGGUUUUCCUGUGGCACACAGCAUCUAUGGCAUUCCAUCCGUCAUAAACUCCGCCAACUAUGUCUACUUCUUGAGUCUGGAGAAGGUGCUGACUCUCGGCUGUCCAGAAGCAACUAAAAUCUUCACCCAGCAGUUGCUGGAGCUGCAUCGUGGGCAGGGCCUGGAUAUCCAUUGGAGGGAUACCUACACCUGCCCCACCAUGGAAGAUUACAAGGCUAUGGUGCUGCAGAAGACUGGAGGCCUCUUCGGCUUGGCUGUAGGCCUCAUGCAAUUGUUCUCUGCCAAGAGAUUGGAUUUAAAGCCGCUUCUUGACAAAUUAGGUCUCUUAUUCCAAAUCCGUGAUGAUUAUGCAAACCUGUUUAGUAAAGAAUACAGCGAUAACAAGGGGUUUUGUGAAGAUUUAACAGAGGGCAAGUUUUCAUUCCCUACUAUUCAUGCUAUCAGGUCACACCCAGAAAGUACUCAGGUGCAGAAUAUUUUGCGUCAAAGAACUGAAAAUAUAGAUGUAAAGAAGUACUGUGUGAAUUAUCUUCAAAAGGUUGGUUCUUUUGAUUACACGCGGCAGACUCUCCUGGAGUUGGAAACAGAAGCGUACAAAAUUAUUGACAACCUUGGAGGCAACCCACAAUUAAUAGCACUAAUAGAAAAACUUGGCCAAUUGUAUAAAGAGAGUUGAAAGAACUUUCACUUUUUUCCUUUGCUCACUCUUAAUUCCUUCUGUGCAUUUAAGCAUACUCUCAUGCAGUCCUAUUAUUCGUGAGCACCCUCUUCAGUCUUUUGAGCUCACCCAAGUGUUCCUGAACCUUUUCUCCCCCAACACCUCCAAUCGUGUGCAAUGGAUUUAAACAUGUACUUGCGUUUGUGUGUAAGGAUAUUUAUUCUGUAAUAUCCUUGCCCAGCUAAAGAGUAUUGGCUGUGAUGGAACACUACUUUUAAUAUGGUGAUAAUUAGGUUCCAGCAUAUUGCUAGGAUUCUACCCAUGACUAGACAUAUGAUCUGUUCUUUCAGUGACUGAAUUUUGCAGAGUUCAAGAGACAUUUAUUAUCACAUGCACCAAUUGGUUCAACGAGAUUUGAAUUACCAUACAGCCAUACAAAUAAAAAGAACACAAUACACAAUAGAAUUUAACAUGAACAUCCCCACACAGCAGAAUCAACCUUUCCUACUGUGAGGGAAGGCAAUAAAGUUCAAUCCUCUUCCUCUUUGUUCACCUGUGGUCAGGGCCUUUAGGCUCUCCACAGUCGUCGUUAUGGGCGGCCCGAUGUUUCAGGCCCUCUCGCCGGGAUGAUCGGAGCUCCGGCGUUGGAACGGAGAACACUCUCAGCGGCUUGGAGCUUCCGAAUCGGCCACUUCCUACCGGAGACCGCGGCUCCCGAAGUCCACAGGCCGAGCUGAAUGGAGCUCCAACAUUGGCAAUCCUCGGCAAAGAUCCCAGGCUCCGCAAUGUCAGCGCCGCCCGCGGCUGGAAGCCCCGCAAACCACAGCUCCACGAUGUUCAAGUCAGCUGGCCCAACACUCCGGAGCCUCAACACGGCGAUCCCCGCUCCACGAUGGAAUAGUGCUGCGCCUCCGCCGAAGCUCUGCCAGUCUCCGGCGGGAAAGGCCACGGCCAAUCCAGAUGGGAGGCCAUGAGAGGGGGGGUGGGGGCGGAGGGUGUGACUCGGAGGAUAGACGCAUCCCGACCAGGAAGUGACUGGAAAACGGUUUCCCGCUUCCUCUCCCCACCUCCCCCACAUAAAAAAGACUAAGCAACCUCCAGGAACAUAUUUUUAAACGGACUAAAAAUAACAAAAAGGGUGAAAGGACAAACAGACCGCUGGAGAGGCUGCCGCGCGGCGCCACCCAAUGACAUGAGCAUGGACUUAAGCUGCUCGCUACCAUAGCAGUAGUAACCUCUUCUCCAACCUGCUGCAGCAACCGGAAGUGCUAUUGAGACACUAUUGCCAGUCAUCCCAAGAAUGCCCAAAAGGCAGUUUUCAUACUUGUCAUACAGGUAUUGAGAAAAGUUGGAAGAAGGUUGAACAAAGACUAGGAUCUUACAUGAGAUCUUUUAAUGGGGUGAGACUAUCACUGAUAUUUUUUCGUGCUUGCAGAUCUGCCACGUGUAAUUUCUUUCUUGUGCACUGGGACUGCUGAGGCAAUUUCAGUAGAUAAGAAUGAUAUCUUGUUUUCUCAGAUAUUGCAGAUUACCCACUGCUCGUACUGUGGGAGCAAAAGAUGUUCAAUCACAGUUUGCCAAAAACAUGUACAUUUUCUCCCAGGGAUAGUGUAUAAAAUAUAAACCUGCAAAUGCUGGUGCAGAAAAGCCCAUAUGUCAAACAUUUAAAAAAUAAAUUGGGUAAUUUAUAAGGCCAUGGUCAUGAUUGUUUUUACAUUUUUAUGCAGAUCAGUCUCCAAGUGAUGAACAUUUGGGCCUUUUCAAUGUUUUGAGAAAAAACCUCUGGUUCAUUGUUAGUGAACAUUUGUGUAGAGAAAUAGGCCUAGCAGCUUGCUUUCAGAGCUGGACAAGGAGAGUUUAUCGCCAAAAAUUAUGUAGGGGGUGCUUUUUUCCAGUAAACAUACUUCUAGGAUAUUUUUUAAGAAUGCUAGUAUAACUGUCUGGUGUGUAAGUGGUAUUAAGUUAUUUGCAGGUUCAAUGUCUCUAUGCUGUGUGCCUUAGCAUUUUUGCACUGUUCUUCUUACUCCACUCAGUUAUUUUGUUCCCUUGGUGGGGGGGUUUGGUGAACUUGAAAUUUGUCCUUGUAAGCACUCCGACCAUUUGGGAUUUGCGAUCCCUUAUGAUAUGGUUAUGAUCUCUAUCCUAUUGUUUGCUCAUAGCCAUUGGCAACACUCAGUUUGCUUCAGCCAAUUUUAGACCAAUGUUUAUUGAUCUUGUGCACCAUUCUGAUAUUGUAAAACCUCUAUAUAAAAAUGCCACAAUUUUCAAUUUUAAUUCACUCUGCUUCUCAAUUACUUCUAUUUAGUUAGGAUCUUAAGUGCAAAUGAGACAUCCCACAAGGACUGUUAUCAAAUCUACCUUGACACUCGGCUACGCUGAAAUAAUUGUGUGAGUGGCUAUGUAGUCAAGCUCUAUGUAGAUGCAAGAUCUUAAAAUGAAGGACCACCUAGGACUUCUGGCCCAUUGUUGAAAUAUCCAUAACCAGAACAAACAUGAGUAAUCCCAUUCAGGUCAAUUAAAGGAGCAUGACACAAAUAUCGUUUUUCCAGAAAAAUUGUUGGAUUGGGCUGGUUGAGAUUAAUGGAACAUCAUAAGAUUAGAUCUAGGCUAUUCAGGAAUGACAUCAGUAGGCAGUUAAAAAGCCAUUCAUGAUUGUUUGUCUUCUAAUGAUUUGUUAUGGGGAUACAAUUAGUUCUCAGGAUUGAUCUGCUUCUGGUAAAGAUCUUAAGGUAAAUGUCAUUUGGAUACCACACUACCAAAAAUUGAAUUGCAUUCGGCCUAAUAGCCACAAUCUUUAGUCAGACAUGAACUGAGCUAUGUUCUGCCUAUUUAGCAGUAUGUAAAGCUUUUGGGCUCAUUGAUUAUCCUGAUCUGUUUUGUUUUUUUGUCCCCCUUGCCCUCCACUUGCCCUUCAAUUCAACCUGUUUAUAUGCAUCAUGUUUGAUUAUAGAUCUUUCUUUUGGUCAGCACUUGUAGUUGAACAAUGACCAAUGCCUCUAAGAUAUGAAUCUUAUUGGAUUUAUGUGCACUGAAUGCUGCAGUAGAUUGACAUUGUAUGGAAUUCAGCUUAUACCUCCAGAUCUUGAUCAUAGUCAAGGUCUUGCACAAUGCAACACUUUUUCUUAAGAAAAUAGCCUUUGUCGGCUCUUUUUAGGGAGACCACGAGUCAGUGAGGUCAGCAAGCAAAUGAGUGUUCUAUCUAUAAUGUACCACUGCUGAAUGGACUUCAACACUCCUUGGAAUUGAUGGAAUUUGCACAAUGGGAUUUUUUACAAUUAUGUAAAACAAACAAUAAAAUCAAAUGCAUUAUUCAACCAA
Messenger RNA from Amblyraja radiata (thorny skate), 4502 nucleotides. RefSeq names its product geranylgeranyl diphosphate synthase 1 (gene ggps1). Gene Ontology annotation, biological process: isoprenoid biosynthetic process. The transcript is spliced from 4 exons. Gene Ontology annotation, molecular function: prenyltransferase activity. NCBI's taxonomy places the organism in Eukaryota, Metazoa, Chordata, Chondrichthyes, Rajiformes, Rajidae. The coding region runs from base 306 to 1202 and encodes 298 amino acids. The record is from RefSeq and is a predicted model, not a curated record.